CCAAAAGCAAUUCUUUGUUUGAAAGGAAACCUGGAGUGUGACAGCAAUACUCUUCAAACAAGUAUGAGCAGUAAGCCGACAAAGGCUCUAUCUAAGGUGGAGUGAAGUGGAAAAUACAAUGAUGUCGUUCGAAAGCUUUUGUAUUUUAAGCUCCGUGGCGCUGUAAGUUCGUUGAGACAACUUCGUGAUAUGCAGUUUUUGGGAUAUAUGCGAUCCGUAGAUCGAAAACCAAGAUCUCAGCAGCGACUGUGAGCGACAGUAAAGUGUCAACAUAUGUGUGUGUGAAGUGAUGUGUGUGCGUGCAGUGUGUGUCUCACAAAUGAGGCGUCGCAGGCUGUGGAACCAUCACGCGGCGGCUAUACAGUGACAUUCAUGAUGCGUGCGCUUGCGCUGUGGAUUUUGGUCUCAGGAUGUGUUGUGAUUGCAUCAUCACAACAGCCGCCAGGAUUCAACCUGCCCGCGAUCGUCCACGUUGACCGCAACUGGUUCGUAAGGUCGAACGCUCCCAAGGGGUUCCCUGUUACCACAGCGUACACGACGAGCGACGAGCCUGUCACCUACGGGCUGGAGACCAAUGGCCCCCCAGCACCGUUUGUCAUUGACCCCCAGACAGGAGUCGUUACUGUUAAUGACACGCUUACUGAUAAGGAAAACCGUUCUUACUCGUUAUGGGUAACGACUGUCGGCGGAUCGAUACCCCAACGCACAGAAGUCUACGCGACCAUAACCGACACAAAAGGGAGAAGACCAGAAAUACCUCGUCCUCCAGUGCAGGGAUACUUCAACACCUACGAUCCUAUGCGGCUACAACCAAAAGAUAUUCCACCUCUAUUAACCACCAAAGCAACUACUGUGUAUGAAGAAAUUACUGUACCUGAAACAACAGUCGGCACUACACUUAGCCCUCCGAAGCCACCUGAAGAUAACCCUGAGAUUGAGAAUAAGGUCGCUGGAGAUGACACCAAUAAGAGUAGUGAGGCGAAAGAGGAGUCUAUUAAGAAUGGUGAUGUGUCGCUCACGAUGAUCCCACUGGUCGCGAUCGGGAGCCUUGUUGUCAUUGUUAUUGUCGUCAUAAUUUAUGUAUGGAAGAAGAACUAUCCGCGCAAAUCGGAAAAGAAGGAUAAGGAUGACAUGAGUAAGGAUUCGAGUGGCAUCGUCCUUCAAGACGCCUCACUCAACAUGUGGGAGCGGCCGCGGGCCAACUCCAAUCGUUACGAAUGCUGGGACAACAACCACUUGCAGCUGUCCGAAGAGACUUCGAUCACGAAAGAAGAGCCGCAGGAUGAGUGGGAGUUCCCCAGGCAUCGGCUGAGGAUAUUCAACAUAGUCGGAGAAGGUGCCUUCGGCCAAGUGUGGCGCGCACAAGCCAUCGAUAUUGAUGGUAAAAAAGGCGAACAAACAGUUGCUGUGAAAACGCUCAAAGAAAACGCAUCGGAGAAAGAGAAAACAGAUUUAAUACAAGAGCUACUUGUGAUGAAGAACUUAGGAUCACAUCCCAACGUGGUUAGACUUAUAGGAUGCUGUACUGACAAAGAACCAACGCUAGUUAUAAUGGAAUUCGUCAGUCUCGGCAAACUGCAGCAGUUCUUACGAGAUUCCAGAGCUGAGCGUCAUUACGGCAACACGCAUGGGGGUAGUCAGUUCCUCACCUCAAGAGACCUGACACAUUUCGCUUACCAAGUCGCUAGGGGCAUGGACUUCCUCAGUUCCAAAGGGAUAAUCCACAGAGACUUAGCUGCCAGGAAUGUCCUUAUUACGGAAGAGAGGACGUGCAAGGUGGCCGACUUCGGGUUCGCGAGAGACGUGGCUGGCACCCACGUUUACGAGAGAAAGAGUGAUGGACGUCUUCCUAUAAGAUGGAUGGCGCCGGAGUCUCUAUACGACGAUAUAUUUAGUGUUAAAUCAGACAUUUGGAGUUUUGGUGUUCUAUUAUGGGAGAUAGUCACUCUUGGUUCAACGCCGUAUCCUGGAUUAUCUGCUGGCGACGUCAUGAGAAAGGUCCGCGAAGGUCACCGUCUAGAGAAGCCGGAGCACUGUCGUCGCGAACUAUACAACAUCAUGUAUUAUUGCUGGGAAGCUGAGCCAUCAGCAAGACCGGACUUCAAAGAGGUAGUGUCAAUGCUGGAACGACUGCUUUGCACGGAGAUGGACUACAUAGAACUGGAAAGGUUCCCAGAUCACUCGUAUUAUAAUGUACAACAUCUGGAUGGGGAGAAACUAUAGUUAAAUAUUGUAGUCAUUUUUAUACGCAAAUAAAUGGGAAUCACUAGAAAUUAUAGUUAUAAAGAGACUAAUUUUCGCUCGUAGCUUCGCCCGCGUGAAGUUUUCCGGGAUAUUUUUUUCUGACUUACUUGAUGUAUCGUUAUAUUAUGACAAAAUUACACAUAAUCAUUAUAAAUUGUAACCUAUGUGUUAUUCUAAUGUAUAACCAAUAUUACUGUAAAGUUUCAUCCUAAUCCGUUUAGUAGUUUUUUCGUGAAAGAGGAACAAACAUACAUCCAUACAACCACCCUUACAAACUUUCGCAUUUAUAAUAUUAGUAGGAUAACACUGUUUUACUUUUUAUAAAAAAAUCUAGUUAUAGUAUUUCUUAACGUUGACGUGCAUCCGAAAAGUAGUGCAAACACAGAAGUAUAACUUAAUUAUUAUUAUAUUUCCGUUUAAGAACAACAUAUAAUUUAUAUAUGAUAUUUUUAAAUAGUUAAACAGAUAAUUUAUAGUGAUUCACAUUUACUUUAAUAUAUAAAUAUAAGGGUGUUCAUGUACUAAGAACCAAACAGCUAUUUAUCCGUCCGUCUAUACCAAACAUUCCAAUAUGCAUGAGGACAGUUACAAAUUGGAAUUUUAAAAUUUAUUUUACGGUUGAUACCCGUAAGGCCCUAAUUUGCUUGCUUCCCGUUUAAUUCUUGCUAACCAUAUCAACGCUCGAAAUAUAAUUAUAUCUAAGCGACAAAUAUACCCAAAGUUAUAUAUAUCACUGGAAUAGUAAAAUAUUUCAGCGUCGUUGUAUAGGUUUCGUAGCCCUAGAACAGUUUUCAUAUUAAUAUAUUUAUUUAAUGAUUUCUUAUGUUUACGCGAAUGUUAGACAUUGAAAUAAAACUAAAAACUAUUUAACAUAAUAAUAAUAAAUAAGUAAGGAGAAAAUAAUAAUAUAAAAAACCGCG
Messenger RNA from Manduca sexta (tobacco hornworm), 3164 nucleotides. RefSeq names its product tyrosine kinase receptor Cad96Ca (gene Cad96Ca). The coding region runs from base 373 to 2223 and encodes 616 amino acids. NCBI's taxonomy places the organism in Eukaryota, Metazoa, Arthropoda, Insecta, Lepidoptera, Sphingidae. Gene Ontology annotation, molecular function: transmembrane receptor protein tyrosine kinase activity; calcium ion binding; ATP binding. Gene Ontology annotation, biological process: positive regulation of kinase activity; homophilic cell-cell adhesion; cell surface receptor protein tyrosine kinase signaling pathway. Gene Ontology annotation, cellular component: signaling receptor complex; membrane. The transcript has 11 exons. The record is from RefSeq and is a predicted model, not a curated record.